Polistes canadensis is the source of this 3554-nucleotide messenger RNA. Its product is annotated as POU domain, class 2, transcription factor 1-like. The transcript is spliced from 9 exons. Gene Ontology annotation, biological process: regulation of transcription by RNA polymerase II. Gene Ontology annotation, molecular function: RNA polymerase II cis-regulatory region sequence-specific DNA binding; DNA-binding transcription factor activity, RNA polymerase II-specific. Bases 1120 to 3456 code for a protein of 778 amino acids. Lineage: Eukaryota; Metazoa; Arthropoda; Insecta; Hymenoptera; Vespidae. The record is from RefSeq and is a predicted model, not a curated record.
UCCGUUCCGGCCUCGGCAAGUCCGCGUACGCGCCUCGCGUUCGCCGUGGCCGGUAGGCGGCCUGCCGGACCUACGUGGGCCCUCUAGUGUAGCUGCACACAUGCACGCGACAGCAUCUGACCGCCGUCGCAGCCGCAGCCGCAGCCCUCCGAGCUGCUGCCCUCCAACCUGCUGCUGCCGCCGCCGACGACGUCGUCGUCGCGUCAUCUCAUCGCGCGUCAUCUCCUCGCGUAGUCGCCUUAACCCUCACCCUCACCCUCACUCUCACCCUCAUCCUCCUGUUGUUAACUUACCCGAGAAUUCUAAACGAAACCCUUACAAUUGUUCAGUUCUCGAACACGUGUAGUUUGUGAAAAUUUGUUUCUACAAUGACAGCCGUUAUCGGUAUCUCCGAGACCGAGUGACGCUCGACGGAUCGAACACAGUGUGUCUGUUAGUUGGCAAACUUCGCGGGUGUGUUACGUGUUGUCUUCUGAUAAGGUGGACGAGAGAUCGUGCAAGACAGUGGGUGUUUCACGAGAGUGACGCUCAUAGAGUGGUGCUGCAGCCGCAGCCGCGUUUACGAGCUUUCUAUCAGUGGUGGUGUGUUUUAUGUAGUAUACUCUUACUCGCUCGAUGCUAUUAUCUCAUCGAGAAUAACAAAGAGUUAACAAUUGAAAAAUAAUCGAUAGAAGACCACCCGGUAACACGUUGGAUCUCGCGGCGUUGUCUGCUUACGGGGGCGUAUCGGAACCCAGGGUCGCGGUGGCGGGCACUGGGCUUCUCGCGCUACCCGGCUUGAUACCCGAGAAGGGUUUAUCAUCGCCCGGCGGCCAGUCGAAACCAAAUUUCGCAGGGCUGGCGGGUCUCGACAGCGAGGCGGUGCGCCGCUGGGUCGCGGAGGCCGCGCGGAUUCGACAAAUUCCACCUCCGGUAUUGAUACAACCAAGUUCUCAGCCUCCUCUAACGUCACCCCAACAGCAGCAACAACAACAACAACCACAAUCACCGCAACAACAACAACAACAACAAACACAACAACAGCGGCAACAGCAACAGCAACAGCAUCACAGUCAUCGACAACGGCAGGAAGUCAGCCCACCCUUAGUGGGGCCCACCCCUUUCGUUUUACCAACCUCGAUGACCCAUACACCCAGCAUGCAUCUCUUAGAAAACAACAAUUUAGUGGAGGUUGCGAUGUCACAGCAACAACAACAGCAAUCCCACCAGCAAGUGCAGCAACAACAAAAACAAAAACAGACCAGUCCAACGAAUAACAAUACCAUAGAAGCUUGGAGAUCGAUUCAGGGUAGUCAUCAAUGGUGGAGCACGCCUAGUGCCGUACAUCAGGAACAACAGCAAUCGCAACAACAACAACAACAACAACAACAACAACAUGUAGUACCGAUUGCUCGAGUCAGUCAAACGCAAGCUCUCGUAGCAAGUGCAAUUUGCGAACAGGUGCAAAGGCAUCAGAUCCAUUCGGAGAUCGAUCAACCUUUAGAUUUUUCCGUCGGAACUCUACAACAACAUAGGCUACAAUCGCGAGUUAGGAUUAUGCACGAGAGAUUACAGAACAGGAUCACUGACAACAACAACGGUACAGUCAACACACAAAAAAUCAGGGUAUCUGGUAGUAGACGAAGUUACAGCCCCAGCGAGGCUAGUACCAGUAGUAGCGAAGACGAGGGUGUUUCCACUGGGGGUAGUCCGCCAGGACCCCUAAGAGAUAUCGAGAAUGAUUCGUGCGAGCUGCUUGUGGAGCGACCUUACGGUAAAAUUUGGCUGGGCGAUAACGAGAUCGCGUCGAGAACAGAACAAUCCUUCAAGAGAAUUUCUCCUUUGAAUGCUUGUGCAACAACUACGACGACAACGACGACGACGACGACAGGUGGUGGAGCACAGAUACACCCUCACCUGUCACCGCCCAUAGCUGCUCCUGUGACAACUCCUGAUCACAGAAGUCCGACCAGUCUUCACACCAAACUUGCCAUCUCACCUGCCAGCGAUGCGCUCGGCCGAAUCGAUAAGGAGCCAGCCUCGCCGGAAUCCAUACAAGAUGCGGAUUUACAUGCUGAGGUUGAAGGAGUCGAACUUAGUGGAGAUGAUCGAAGUAUCACAAGCGAUAUUCAAGAUGUCACCGACGCGAAUCUCGAUCACGAUUCGAUGGAUUCGGAUAGGGAAGCUCUUAAUUUGGUUACUGAUGUAUCACAUCGUAAUAGCAGUAGUGGUACCAGCGGUAGCUCAUCUUCGCCAAGUUCUGGUGUGAGUAGUCAAUUGACUGGUACGCAUCAACAACAGCAGCAACAACAGCAGCAGCAACAACAACAGCAGCAACAACAUCAACAACAACAACAACAACUGCAACACACUGGCACGCCAAAUAAUGGAAGCUCGCAAGCUGCGCUGGCAGCUCAAUUCGUCAGCCAACAAUUGUUAAUGCAUGGAUCCCUCGGUACUCUUAGACCUCAAGAGAUUCAAGCUAUUGCAUCGUCUUUACAACAGCAACAGCAAUCGUUACAACAACAAUUGCAACAAUUUGCUAUGUUUCAACAAGCCAAUCCGGCAGCGGCUGGGCAACAAGCACAAUUUUUCUUACAAAAUCAAGUACAACACGCCGUAGCACAAGCAGCCCAACAGUUACAAGCCAUACAAAAACAACAGGCACUUCAAGGUGGAGGUGGAUUGGUCGGUAGAAAUUUAACGCAACAAAGAUCACCACCACCUCCUGGUACACCACCGUCAGUAAAACCGCCACCAACAAGAUUGGAACAUUCUCCAGAAGAAACGACGGACCUUGAGGAACUCGAACAAUUUGCUAAGACCUUUAAACAACGACGGAUUAAGCUUGGUUUUACUCAAGGUGAUGUUGGCCUUGCCAUGGGAAAACUCUACGGCAAUGAUUUUUCUCAAACCACUAUUUCAAGGUUCGAAGCGUUAAACCUUUCCUUCAAGAAUAUGUGCAAAUUGAAGCCUCUUCUUCAAAAAUGGUUAGAAGAUGCCGAUAAUUCAUUGAACAAUCCAAAUUCGCUCUCGAAUCCAUUAACGACACCAGAAGCGAUAGGUAGGCGGCGAAAAAAGAGGACUUCCAUAGAAACUAGCGUUAGAGUGGCACUAGAAAAAUCUUUCGUUCAAAAUCCAAAACCUACUUCCGAAGAAAUCACCGUAUUGGCGGAUAGUUUAGCAAUGGAAAAAGAAGUUGUUCGAGUAUGGUUUUGCAACAGGCGACAAAAAGAGAAAAGGAUCAACCCUCCAACGGCAGCAAUGGGGAGCCCGACAAUGGCGUCACCUGCGCCAUCAGUUUUUGCUUCUCUUACGAAUUCGAUGUCUGCUACUCCUUUAGCUCUCACUGCACAUUCCUCGGGAAUGGGUCAUACCCAUUCACAUUCCACGUCAUUGGGAUCGCCUCUUCCCUUGGCCUUAGUGGCAUCACCCAGUGGAAAUUACCAUCCAUUGAGUGGGAAAUCUCACGAGUGACAACAACAGACGACCCAUCAAGGGGAAAGUCUUUACCAUCAUCGCGAUCAACAGCAGAAACAACACCAGCACCAACAACACCAACAACAACAACAACA